Uranotaenia lowii is the source of this 2157-nucleotide messenger RNA. RefSeq names its product lipid storage droplets surface-binding protein 2 (gene Lsd-2). Lineage: Eukaryota; Metazoa; Arthropoda; Insecta; Diptera; Culicidae. Gene Ontology annotation, biological process: lipid storage; positive regulation of triglyceride storage. Gene Ontology annotation, cellular component: lipid droplet; cytosol. The coding region runs from base 641 to 1594 and encodes 317 amino acids. The record is from RefSeq and is a predicted model, not a curated record. The transcript has 3 exons.
UCAAAUCAUUUGCAAAUCUCACGUCAAAAGGCUAUAAUUUCUUGGGAGUUGAAUACCUAAUUUGUGCGUCUGACAAAAGUUAAUGAAAACGAAGAAAACACAAAUUUUCAUCGGGAGAAUUACCGGUUAUCGGUUGGUGUUUUUUUUUUUGUUCUGAACACGCGGUUUUUUUUUUCGAGUGGUGAUAAGGGAGAGGAAGAGCGUGUUUGGUGCCGAUCGAAGUACGUCGGGAUGAGCUGCAAGUGAGCAAGCAGCUAGUGCAGUAAGAAAGAGCUCUGAAGCUACUCGAAAAGUAGUAGCCUACUACUCAGCCUACGGACUAGGUGCAGUGAGUCGUGAGUGUGUUCAACGAGAGUGCUCUAGCUUCCUCUAUCUUCAACAAACAAACCAUCGUCGUCAUCGAAUCGAUUGGAGCUGAACUGACUGUCUGCUGCUGGUAGCUAGUACUGAUCCGAGGGGAACCGGUUCAUUCGAUUCUCGUACUCGGUGCUGUAAAGACGUGUGCUCGUUUCUAGAUUCGCGUACUCUCACAAGUGAUUGACCUGUAGGUUUGAAGUGCCCGGACUGCUAAGUGUGUCCCGGUGUUGAUAAGACGUGUGUUUCCUGUGAGUUUUUGAAGUGUGUUAAACCCGAUAAGAAGAUGUCUUCCAAGGUAGCGGCAAUUCAGGACAAUGGAAGCCCUGCUCAGCCUACCGAUCAGCAGACCAGCCUGUUGCCCCAUCUGGAGUCGCUGGACCGCAUGCUGAAGUUGCCAGUGGUGGAUGCGACCUGGCAGCAAACUCAGAACGUCUACGGAAAAGUUAAAGAUUACAAUCCGCUGCUGACAUGGGCCCUCGGAACAGCCGAAGACGUGGUGCACCGGGCCGUGACCAUUUCCGCCCCCUUGGUUCACAAGCUGGACCGGCCGCUGCAGCUGGUCGAUCAAACCCUGGUCAAGGGAAUCGACAAGCUGGAAGUGAACGCCCCGAUCAUCAAGGAACAGCCGCAGGAAAUCUACCAGCAGGCCAAGACCAGGGUUCUGGAGACGGUUAAGCCCUACACCAACAAGGUUUGCGAGUUGCGAUCCAGCUCACAGCAGAAGGCCGCCUCCCUCAAGGAUCUUUCCUGGAAGAAAGCUAACGAAGUGCUGGCCACCCAGUAUGGCAGCAUCGCGGUCAACGGCGUGGACACGACGGCCCAGCUGGCCGAACGGCUGCUGGACUACUAUUUCCCCAAGAGUGAGAAGGACGUCGAGGACGAUAAUGCUCCCAUCUCGGCCAAGGACGAUCCGGUGUUGCAUACGGUCCAAACCGUCGGUCGUCUCUCGAACAAGGUUGCCCGCCGUGUCUACCGAACCGUCUCUACCCAGGUCAAAUCCCUGCGGAAGGAGGACGUUCGGGACUACAUCGCCACGUUGAUUGCCGUCCUGCGCCUGACCCAGUACCUCAACUUCAUCAACGAGAAGCGGCAACCGGUGGAAGCUGCCCCGGAAAGCACAACCUCCGGCGAUAGCAGCAGCACCCAGCAGCAGUCCUCCUCCCAGUCCAGCACCUCGGAUGUCGUGGCCACCACCAAGAGCAGCAAGACGCUGAAGGACGAGGACAAGAAGCAGUGAAAAAAUUAGCCAAAACCAAUCCAUAGAAGAACUGAUGAUUAAGCCGAAAAUUAAUCCAAAUUAUAAGAAGAAAAAAAAACAAUAAAAUACCCCCGUUAAGGUAGUUAAGGUUAGGACCGAUCGCGAUCGAUAGGCUAGCGCGGAAGCUAGACUUCCUUUCUUUUUUCCCCAAUUCCAACCCGAUCAGGAAAUGAGUCCGGCGAAAAACGCCCGGAGUUAGUCUCCGUCUCGUUUUGCAUAUUUUUUGUGUGAGAAUCAACAGCGUGUGUGAAUUGAAUCCAUGAUGUGUAAGUGAGUGUGAGUGAGCAAGUGUAGCAGAAAAAAAAAUCCAACAGGUGCAAGUAAUCUAGUCCUGGUUUAGUAAUAACUAGUUUUUCUCCCGGGAACCAGUUGCACCAGCCAAUCAAGCUAUAAUAUCCUCUCCUUUAAUUCGUACGUCGUUAUUAUAUAUAUUUUUUAGAUGAGAGCUCUAUUAUUGUUUAAUCGUAACUUUACAUAUUUGAUAUAUUUUUGUGUAAAAGUAAAUGAAUAAACUGAAAACAGAUGAAUGUAUACAAAUGCGA